This is a messenger RNA of Trichosporon asahii var. asahii CBS 2479, 1788 nucleotides long. RefSeq lists its product as uncharacterized. Gene Ontology annotation, biological process: pseudouridine synthesis. NCBI's taxonomy places the organism in Eukaryota, Fungi, Basidiomycota, Tremellomycetes, Trichosporonales, Trichosporonaceae. The record is from RefSeq and is a predicted model, not a curated record. The transcript is spliced from 5 exons. Gene Ontology annotation, molecular function: RNA binding; pseudouridine synthase activity. Bases 1 to 1788 code for a protein of 595 amino acids.
AUGUUGACAUUGCAACUUCUUCUUAUCCGACCUCGCUCUCGCGACCACCCUACGACAAUGUCGAACGAGCUCGACGCUGUCGUCAAGAACGGAACAGACGGACCGAAACGCACGGAAAAGACAUACCCGCAAGAAAUGCACCCCCGACUCCGAUACCUCCAGCCGUACUGGUGGCCGUACCGCACCUUCUGCAAGCAACGAUGGAUCGGUCGCCAGCUUCUCGAGGUUAUCAGCACAGAGUUCCGUGACAGGAGUGUCGACUAUUACCUUCGGCUCGGAUGUUUAGCUGACAUCAGCAACACUGUCCACCGUCAUGAGCCCCCCAUCACCAACGACCCCGUGCUCGUGCUGCACAUCGACAAGGAGAAGGACUUCGUCGUGGUCAGCAAGCCCGGAAGUAUGCCCGUUCACGCCGCCGGUCGCUACUUCAAGCACACGCUGCUAGAGCUCCUGAAGACCGACUACGGAAUCAACGCGUUCGCCGUGAACCGCCUCGACCGCUUGACCUCUGGUCUCAUGAUUCUGGCGCUCUCGGGUAAGACGUCGAGCCGCCUCGCAAAUGAGUUCAAGGAGGGAACGGUCAAGAAGGAGUACAUUGCGCGUGUCCGCGGAAAGUUCCCCGAGGGCGACAUUGUUGUCGACCAGCCGCUGUUGUCGGUCGACAGGCAAAUGGGUCUUGUUAUUGUCGCGCCGCAGGGCAAGGAGUCGAAGACCAUCUUCACGCGCAUGAGCUACGACGAGAAGCGCGACCAAUCGGUGGUGCACUGCAAGCCGCAGACGGGCCGCACGCACCAACUGCGUGUGCACCUCCAGUGGCUCGGAUACCCGAUCGCCAAUGACCCGCUGUACUCGCAGGAGGAGAUCUGGGGCCCAGGAUGCGGCAAGGGCGGUGUCGACCUUGUGGACCAGGUCGAGGGCGAGUCAUCGCAGAUGACCGCGAUCCGCGAGCGCGUCGUGAACAUGGACCAGCGUCGGCGCACCGGAACCACUCCCCCUCCGAUUCCCGACGACUCGGCACGUCUGGCCGGCAACGAGACCGCGCCCGAGCACGGCGCGACGGUGCCGAUGCGCGACGAGGGCGUGUACGCCAACAUUGACAUCCGCUCUCCGAUCCGCCUCAGCGAGCAGGCUCGUAACGUGAUCGCGGGACUGAGGCGGCAACGCGACGAGGCCGACGACUGGGGCAAGUGGAAGGAGGUCAUCUGGGCGACGAAGAAGGCGCAGGACGAGCUUGAGGCCGCCGCGGGCGAGGAAUCCGAGAAGGACAAGCGGAAGCGGGCCAAGAUUCCGCACCCCAGCGUGAACAACAACCUGAAGCGGUCCAAGGCCGUCGAGCGCCCCAUCCUCGACGACACGCCGAGCCCCAUGACGCCGCCCAUCGAGAUCCCCGACGGAUUCUGCACGCAGUGCUACACGCCCCUGGCGCCGGAUCCGGACCCGGAGACGCUGUUCAUCUACCUCCAUGCGCUGCGGUAUGAGACCGAGGGCCUGGGAACGUGGGAGACGCCGUUACCCAAGUGGGCGUCGGCGGACUGGGAUGGGGACUGGCGCGGCUGGGUCGGGGGCACGCCUGCGAAUGCCAUUCCCAUGCUGCCCGAGGCGAAGGCGCGGCUCGAUGCGCAGAUCGCCCAGAUCGAGGCUGAGAACGCGGAGGAGUGUCUGGCUGCUGAGGCUGAGGCUGCCGAGGCCGCCGGGGGGGAGAAGAUGAGCGUCGACACGCCGCAGGAGAACGGACAGGCCGUCGAGGAGGACGUCGAGAUGGGCGAGCGUAUCGCCCAGCCCGCCUAG